AUGUUACCAGCUGCUGUGGAAAUGAGACCCACUCGGUAUUACUUCAGGGUUCCCUCACGGAACGGAACAAAAGGCGCACACAAUCGCCAUAGAGAAAAGAACCCUCCACCAAACAAAAAAAGCCCUAGAAAAGAUUUUGAAGAACCAAUUUCUCACUCCACAAAAUCUCAACCUCUUCUUUUAUUUUUUGUUUUGGAUAAAACGAAGAAAGGGACACGAGUAAUACAGGAGAGUGCAUUCCUUUCGGUUCUUCGGUUAAGGACACUAAUCUUCGAUGCCUCUGUGUUUUUUCUUCUCUUUUCUCAAAUUAGGGUUUUCGUGAGCGCUGAGGAAGGUGAUUUGUGUUUGGGCAAAAUGUCGCCAAAAUAUCAGAUUCUGGAUAAUCGCCCAAUUCAUCAGUGGAAGGUUACCGAGCUGAAAGAUGAGCUGAAGAGAAGGAAGUUAAGCACCAAAGGUUUGAAGGAUGAUUUGGUCAAGCGUUUGGAUGAAUGCCUUCGUCUUGAAAGGGAGGCUGAGGAGGCUUCUGAGAAGGAGGAGGAGGCCAAUGGUUUUGAUGGUCAUGUAGAUGGGAAAAAAGAUUCAGAGGCUGUUACUGUGGAUGCUGUAGUUGUUGAUGCAACUAACAAGGCGAGCACCAAAACAUUUGAGACUGCUGGUAUGGGGAAGAGUGAUGUAGUUCAACCGAUUGAAACAGAAAAUGUGGAAAAGGUUCCAGAGGUUGUUGUUCAAGAAAGCAGUAAGAAUGACAAGCAGGGUGGUGUUACUGGCCAACUUGACAUUAAUAAUAAUGUGCCAGAUAUGGAUCAAGAGGUUGAACAUAAGGGCUUGCCCGCAGCUGGUGGAGAUUCUGGAAAUGAGGGAGAGGAGUCAAUUACUUAUGCUUCUACUGUAGCGACCACCAUUACAGUCACUGAAAGUGUAGUAACAGAAGUGGUAGCCAGUGGUGAGGUUUCAUAUUGUGUAGAAAAGAAUAAUGAGGAUUCUGCAGCAAAGCUGGAUAAUGAGGAGUCAAAGGCGCAGCUGGAUGGUGAGGACACAAAGCCCCUACUGGAUUCUGACACAAAGCCCUUGCACGAGGAUCUUGUGCCCGACUCUUCUGUUCCAGAAAACCAGGUAUCUGAGGUCAACCCUAGUUUAGGGUCUCAAGUAAAAUCUGAUUCUAUUUCUACUGAUUCUGUGUCAAUUAAUCAAAAGAAUGAACUAAAGGAUACUAUAAUUACUGAUAAUGUCAAAUUAGAACAAGAUAUUGUUAAGCCGGAGAUGGUGGAAGAACCAUCAUCCAGAAAUGAUGUACCUGUUUCUUAUGAUGAAUCACAUUCAAUGGAUGUUGGAGGGCUGCAUGAGAAAAAGGCAUCUGUUGAAGAAAAUAUCAAUAAUGUUUCAAGUCCGGACUUGAACAAGACCAAUAGCAGUGAUGAUGUUGGGUAUCCAGAAAAAUUGAAUCUAGACAGAAGUUCUGGUGAUGAUUCUAUGGAAGAGGAUUUACCUGAGACUAAGCAAAUUGAUUCUAUGUUUAAUGUCGAUGAACUUAGAGAGAAAGUGGAGAGUAUUGAAGAGCCUAUUGUGAAGGAGGAAAGUAGUACUAUAGCUGUGGGGGAUGGUCUAUCUGCAGGAAAAAUUGAUGCCCACCAAGAUAUUGACAUCAGUCCUGUUGCCCCAACUGAGAAACGAAAAUUCCUUGAACAAUCAUUGGUUGGGAACAAUGAGCCGUCAAAAAGGCAACGCAGGUGGAGCACUGAAGCAGUUAAAGGUCUAGAUCCACAAAGCACUACUCCCAGGCCUGCUACUACACCUAGAGAUGAGCCAAUUGCUCUGAAACGCAAUCUCUCUAGGUCUGAUUCCUCUGCUACUGAUGACACACCUAAAGAACGCAUUGUUCCACCAUCACAAAGGUCCCCAACUAAUUCCCUCAGGAUUGAUCGUUUCCUCCGUCCAUUUACCCUAAAAGCAGUGCAAGAACUUCUUGGUAAGACUGGGAAUGUCCGCAGUUUCUGGAUGGACCAAAUAAAGACCCAUUGCUAUGUUACUUACUCGUCUGUUGAAGAAGCCAUUGAGACACGGAAAUCUGUGUAUAAUUUGCAAUGGCCACCAAAUGGUGGACGUCUCUUAGUUGCCGAGUAUGUUGAUCCUGAAGAAGUGUUAAUGAAGUUAGAACCUCCUCCUGCUCAGGUUGCUCCAGUAGUUCCUCCUGUGCCCCCCGCAUCACAGCCAGAACCUUCCCCUCGGCUGCACAGGGAGCAGCAUUCAGUUCCAACUACACUCCCACCUCCCCCACCAUUGUCAAAACCCCCACCAGUAGUAAGAGAACGGCUUCCAUCUCCACCACCCCUUCCAGAGAAAGUUGACCCACCUAUUGUCACUUUGGAUGAUCUCUUCCGCAAAACCACGGCAACUCCUCGGAUCUACUACUUGCCUUUGUCUGAAGAGCAAGUUGCUGCAAAACUUGCUGCACAGGGUAAAAGCAUGAGGCAGUAG
Molecule: messenger RNA, 2475 nt
Organism: Sphenostylis stenocarpa
Lineage: Eukaryota; Viridiplantae; Streptophyta; Magnoliopsida; Fabales; Fabaceae
Source: the annotation of a GenBank genome assembly